Spinacia oleracea (spinach) is the source of this 5145-nucleotide messenger RNA. RefSeq lists its product as uncharacterized. The transcript is spliced from 8 exons. The record is from RefSeq and is a predicted model, not a curated record. NCBI's taxonomy places the organism in Eukaryota, Viridiplantae, Streptophyta, Magnoliopsida, Caryophyllales, Amaranthaceae. Bases 3856 to 4773 code for a protein of 305 amino acids.
GCGGUUUUUAGAAACCUUUGAAUUUUUGGAUCUUGAAGGAGUCGCCACCAAACAUUAUUUUAGGGUCCCGUUUGGAAAGACCAAGAGUGACUCGAUUUGGAUAAGGCUUUGAAUCUUCGAAACGGAUGGGUGAGAUCCGGGCACGGGAACGAGAUGCUUAUUCCGCGAGCUUUAGAAAUUAUUCAAGUACGUGGCACAACAUUUUCGAAAAUACCCUAGUUUAGACUAUGUGGGUUUGAAUUUAGAACAAAUUGAAUUUCUACUUUGUAUUGUGAUCACUUUGCUUUAAGUUAAUUUAAGGGAACCUAAGAUCGGUUUGUCCAAGAAAUUAUCUUUGUUAAGCGUGAUGUAACCUUGCAUUUUGUUGUAUUUAGCAUGUGCGGUGAUGAAAGCAAUAAAGCAAAUUAAAGCAACAUCACAAUAGUAAAUAAGUGCGGAAUUAGUAAAUACAAGACCCCCUAAAAAUGGACUAGGGAGUAGGUCCACAUUGCCUAGAAGGACUAGGCAAGUAAAGUUGCAUAAUUGAAUGUGCGGAAUUGAAAUGCAUUAUUGAGAGUGCGGAAUUGAAAGGUGCAUAAUUGAAAUUGCAAUAUUGAAAUUUGAACUUGGGACAUGAAAUCUGUACGCCAAACGGCUACUUGAAAAUAAGUGCGUUCGACACGAAUUCAAAGCCAAAAAUCUCAACUUGGGAGAAGUUUCUCACCCCAAAGUAUCCUAGAUUUUGCAUAUAGAACUUGAACUUGAAAGCUUGAAACUUGAAAUAUUGAACUUGAAAUACUUGAACUUGAACUUGAAAUGUUGAACUUGAACUUGAAAUAUUGAAGUUAAGAGACUUGAAUCUCAAAGAUUGGGCCUUUUAAUGUUGAAAAGGUUAGAUCUUUGAUGUGCUCUUACUUUGAAAGAAUCCUAGUUUAGGGAAGUAGUCAUGAGCAACCCUAAACAUUGUUGGAUCUUGAAAUUUGAAAACUUGAACUUGUAUAUUGAAAAAUGGAGUCUUGAAUCUCAAAGACUAAACCUUUAAAAGUUAGAAAGGCAUCAUCUUUGAUUACUCCAUGUUUGAAAAUGAUUCUAGUUCAAAGAAGUGAUUACAAACAACUUUGAACAUCCUUGAAUCUUGAAAGUUUGCAUUUUUGUAUUUUGAAAAGUUUGGAUUUUGAAGAAAUGUAUGAUUGUUGCAAGUGACAUUUUUAAGAGUAAAAAUGCCAACUUACUAAUCAUUUUGAAAUAGAAAAUCAAAGCAACAUUGAAUAGGUUAGGGUUGGGUUCGGAAUUACCUAGUUAGGUUUAGGCAAGCUUUCCGAUUAGAACUCCCAAUUGCUUAAAGCUUGAAGAUUGUAUGGUGUUUUUGGAGGAUUUUGUAUUGAUUUUUGUAUUGAAUUUUGAGGUGCAAUUUUUGUAUUACGACGUUGUAUGUCGAUUUUGCCUCCUAAAACUGCUCAGAAUUAGGGGUAUUUAUAGGGGAGUUUGCUGCUAAACGCCAGCCAUUGCCAGCGUCGACGCAGCUGGUAGCGCCCAGUGCUGGUGACGUGGCGUGGAUGCUGCCAAAAACGACGGAAAGAUGCCGUCCUUGCUUUUGGAUUGUAUUGCUGUACCAUUUUACGAAUUGUACGAAAUUGGCACGUAGUGAUUGCUUGGGGAUUAAGGCUUAGCUUUCGUCUAAAAAUAAGCCGUUUCGGGUUUUUGAAUUCGGUUUUACGGGACGAGGCCCGCCUCGCUCGGUUUUGUGGGUCGGCGCCCGAAUUUGACUUGCCUUAUAUGAUUUUGAGUGGAAAAGGCCUUGUAAAACCAAUGGGAUAGUCCAUUAGGUGAGAUUGUACUUGGAUUUUGAACUUGAUUUUUGAAAUUUGUAUUUUGUACCGAGUUCCGGAAGGGGAACGACCUCGGGGAUUGGAUUUUGGCUCUUGGAUUUUGGACAUGCUUUUAGCAAUUGGAAUUUCCACACGGAGUUGCUCCAAUUACCUAACAAGGAUAAUGGUAUCGUCAUCAUCCCAAUGGGGAGACACAAAUUAGGUGUCUACAGAAGCCCCCACUUUGACUGAGCGUUCGGUUAGGAAAGCGCAAGUCAAAGUAUUCGACUUGGGACGGAGAAUGAUCAAGAUGUUCUGCAAUCAAGACCACUCUUUGUACGCCGGUAUCUGCACAAAAUAAGCGUUAGAAAAAAGGACAAAGUCUACCUCGGUUCGGCUGUGACGACUCCGGCUUGUACUUGUAUUGUACUUUCGUCUUUGAGUUAGGACGGAGCUUGACAUUGAAAAUUUUGAAUUUUGAAUUUCGAAUUCUUGAAUUUUGAACUUUUAAUUUGAAUACCCGGAGUUAAUCCGCUGGGGAUGUGCUUCACUGGGGACAAAAGCUUUUUACUAGCCCUUGAGAUUUUGAAAUUUCGGCUGACUUUCCUGGAGCUUGGGUCCGUUGGGAGUCAAAUGCCUAAAUUGUUGCAUUUUUUGGACUUUGAAUUUGACUACCCGGAGUUAAUCUGUUGGGGAUGUGCUUCACUAGGAACAAAAGCUUUUUACUGGCCCUUGAGAUUUUAAAAUUUCGGCUGACUUUCUUGGAGCUUGGGUCCGUUGGGAGUCGAACGCAUAAAUUGUUGCUUUUUUUGUACUUUGAAAUGCUUGUUGACUUGAUGCUCGCAUGAUCGUAGGCUUCUUGAAUUUUGUAGAAAAUUGUUUGAUAGCCACUUGUAGUCUUGAAUUUUUGAAUUUUGUAUAAUUUUUUUUCUUGAACUUAUAUCUGCUAUGGCAUGGGUAGCCUAGGCGUUGAUGUAGAAUUUGUAUACCUGCUUUGGCGUGGAUAGCCUAGGCAUUGGUGUAGAACAUGUAUACCUGCUUUGGCAUGGAUAGCCUAGGCGUUGGUGUAGAGGUCCCUGGUCGGGUCUGUACCGCCGCUGGGAUUUUUUGCAUUUUGACUUUUGUACUGGCUAGUAUAGGAUAGCCCCCAGUUUAGAAUCUUGAUGUUUUGUAUUUUGCAUGACUUAGUAUGCCUCGUCACACUCGAAGAAAGCUUGCCAAACGCUCAGUGGUUCGAGUUGCUAUGGAGGAUGCUUCGGAUGAUGAAGCGGCUGCCACAAAUGUGCCGGAGGGGGGCAUGAUUCCCUGGAGACUACCUGCCUUUGUUGGCACUGGUUGGAGUCCUUCCGAUCUAGUGUUCCGACCGGACUUUCAUUUGUCUCAGCGGCCUCGCGCUGGCUUGCUGAGUCUUGUACUGUGCUUUGAAUUUGUGUUCUGAAGUUGUAUAGGUUUUGAGCUGAUUCGUUCAUCCAUAGGCCGAUGGAGAGCCUUUGCGCACCUUUUGGUACUUGGCGGACCUUCAGAAGGUUUUUCGAGCCAUCCGUGCUGACGAGGAGGCUAUGAGCAUCUGGUUGCAGACGGGCUUGGUCGAUUUCUGGCGUGCCAUGGGAGAUACUCCGAGGAGAACGGGGAUCAAACCCCGGCUACAGGCUUUGCUGGAGCGGUGGUGGGAUACCACCAACACUUUUAAUAUGGCAUGGGGGGAGAUCACCAUUACUCCCUUCGAGUUCGCCAUGAUUACGGGCCUUCCUUUUUCCGAGAGGACCGUGAUUUUUGAUUCUAGGAUGAAGUGGUUCUCGAAUACCGCCAGGGACUUGCUCGACCUUGUUUUUGAUUUGGCGGAUGAUGACACUCAUGCUUCUGUGACGGUGAUCAUGGAUGCCAUCCGUAGUGUAGGCAUAUCUGCGGAGCAGAGGGUUCGACUUUUCCUCUUGGCUCUGGUGAGCAGAGUGAUGGCCCCGAGCAGGAACAACCGGGUGCACAUCGGCUUCCUGACAGCUUUGCAGGAUUUGAGGGCUGUUUCGAGGCUCAACUAGGUGGUAUUACAUACGGCCACCUCUUGUAUGAGAUGAAGUGGGCUUCUCGGACUGCGCCCGAGGGCGAGGGAGAACCGAGCAUUGCUGCUUUGUGGAGUGUGCUGGAGAUUUGGAUGUACGAGCACUUCCCGACUUUGGCGCCGGAUCGUACUGGAGAUGCGGCUUACCCGUAUGCUGCCUCUUGGAUAGGAGCGGUGCGCAGGAGGGUGCCUCUGUCGGCCUCCCGCAGAACUUGGCGGGUUUUAUUCAUCAGUGAGGUGGUUUGGCGUCCUUUUGCUGACGCGCCUAUACCUGUUUCGGCCGCUCAGGCCCAUUUCUUGUCUUCGAGGCAGGUCUUGCUCCCGGGCGUGUAUCGCCAUAUGUGGUACUUGGGGGAGCGCGUGUCCCUUCAGCACAGUACGGGGAAAAGGCUUGUCCCUAAGGAUCCACCGGGGUCCAUGUUGGCGUCAGACGAUGAACUCGCCCAACUCUACUUGAAUGCUGGUGAUGCUGUUUGCCUCCCUUGGGAGAACUUUGUAGAUAGGAGGGGCCGCUAUGAGGACCUUCUGGGGAGACUCGCUCCACCUGUACGCUUCGUACUACCGGAGGAGGAGGUUGAUCUUGAGGACAUUCCCUAUGCUGAUAGGGUCAUCCGCUAUGAGAACUCGAACGGGGAACAGGUGGAGGUGACCAUCCCUGUAGCUUUUCCUCCGCACCGGAGAUCGUAUGAUGCUGUACCUGAGCAUUAUGCAGCUGCGCCUCGGGUGAGAGUGCGUCGCUGGAUGCUUUUGAUUGAUUCUUUAAAGAGGCAUUGUGCCAAGCUGACCCAGAAUCUUUCUGGCCGGGACAGAGAGAUUGCGGUUUAUUUUUUCUUGAAAAAAAUAACCAUGGAUUCUUCAACCAUCUCAUUCCCUGUGGCGUUUUCUCUCCAAUCGUGUUUGCGGUUCGUGUUUGCGGUUCACAAAAGAUAGAGAAACCAAAGCUUCGAACCAUCCUCCCUAUUUUCUCGACAUGGUGAUGCUAACAAGUUAACUCAAUUUUUUGGUGAAAUUUGUUGUUCUGCUUAUGGAUUGAUGGUCGAUCUUCAGUUAAAAAGAUCCAUCUCCAACGUUAGGAUCUAGAUCUAAAUGGGUUUGUCAUGGCUGUGAGAUUCAUUUUAUUAGCUAAUGAAUAUGCAAACAAAUACAUUUUGAAUGGAGUUGUCGAUUUGCUUAGUUUGGAUUUUUCAUAUAUUUGUACUUUGAUUUAUUCAACUUUGUAAGAUAAUAUAGAAACUCAUAUGUACUCCGUAUUUGAUUAAUAAUAAUAAAAAAGUUAAGUAUUUCAAGAUUUUUGUCUCCAAA